CUUCAAUUCCCAAUCCUUCACAGACUACUCUGUGUGUAUGUAUGCACCAUGAUCACCUGAAGCAGGAAUCCGAAGGCUCCGGUAUCUCCACCGCGGCGGCGACGACGACUCCUUGCUUCUGCGGUGACCGAUUCCUGCGAUUCGCGUUCGCAUUCGAUUGAUCGGAGAGACUGCUUCAGCUAUUGACCUCAGAGAAUGAUUUCAUUUACAAAUGGUGGCUUGUCUAAUGAGGUCUCAUAUAAGCGGCCCUUGGAGAAUGGUUUUAUGCCUAAAUAUAAUCCCAGGAAAGUAUCUGCCAUCCGUGAUUUUCCGCCUGGGUGUGGGCCCAAUGCAGUGCCAGUGAAUUCGAGAUCAGAAGAAAGUUUUGCUGGUGAGGUGGCUGGGAGUAGAGAGGCUCUAGGCGCCGCAAGCAGUAGCAUAGACGUACACCUGGCUAUGAUGUUUGAUAAACUAAUCGAAAAGGCAAAUGAGAAUGUGGGAAAUGGGGAAAAAACGAUAAUACACGGCCUCACAGAUGAAGUUCAGGAAGCGAUGCUAGAACCAGAUCUUGUUGGAGUUGACAUUGUGAAGAACAUAGAUACUCUUGAUCAUUCUGGAUCUCAACUAGUGGUGGAAGAGUUAAAGGAGGAUCAUGGUGUAGCUUCAUUUCAGAACUCUAGUGUUGAGGUGGAUAAGUCCUUAGGUGGUCCUCGGGAAUCUUCUGCCAUUUGUGGUAGUAUUCAGCACAAAGACAAAUACCGUCCUAGAAGAGUAUCUGCUGUUCGCGAUUUCCCUCCACAAUGUGGCAUAUAUGUUUCUUCAUUGAUUGAGGAAGAAAAGAGGAUGGCUACCCCAGAAUUGAUUCCAGAACCAAUUAUGCUGACCGAUGUCUCAGAGAUGGAGAUAACAAGUGAGAUGCUCAGGACCUUUGAUGAAUGUCUUGAUGGGCUUCACAAUGUUCGUGUUGAAAUUGAAGAAAGCGAAACAUUGGAUGCUAACGCGGGAAGGGGAUUGCUAGGAGAAAUGACAGUGGCCACAGCAGAAGGGGGCGUGAUGGAAUUUGAAGAGUACAGCAGAGAUUUAGAGCACGACAUCACUGAAACAAAUGGAGCGUCCACAGGAUCAUAUACUAUGUCUAAGGCAAUGGUGAAUAUCAGGAUUGAGGAUGCCAGAGCUUCAGUUGGGAAAGAAAUUGCCACUUUUUCACCAGAUAGAAAUGAUAAAGAUAUAACUCCACCUAGUGAUUUUAGCUCCAGGAAUGACUUAAACAGGGAGCUUGUACAUGGUUUGAUUGCUGCUCCACUUGGCUCAUGGAGGAAAUUAAAAGCUGCUAUAAGCAGCCCAGAUGGCUCAAAGGAUGAUGUUGAUAGGAAGGUUGUUCAUGGUGUAAGGGGGAAGAAGGAGACAACAAUAUCCAACUCACAUGGAGGGACAAGUGGAGCAAAAAAGAGGAAGCAUAUUUUGUUUUGGCAACAGAAGGGCAAUGCUGUUGCCAGAAAAAGUAAACCUGAAAUUAAAUCUCCGGGCUUGUCUUCUAAGAAGAAGAAAAAGGUUCGUAUGUUCAAUGAUAUAAUUAACGGGUCUGGUUCUUUGACACUUAAAGAUGAUGGUGGUCAUGAUGGAGAUUCUGCUACAACUUUUUCUUCCAGCCGCAACCUAAAAGAAUAUGAAAUAAACUUCCCUCGCUUUGGCCCUCGCUUUGGUCCCAAGAAUUCUUCUCGUGGUGAUGACCGUAACAGAGUGAGAGAAACUCUUCGGUUGUUCAAUGUUACUUGUAGAAAGCUCUUGCAACUAGAAGAAGAAGAAGAAGCGAACCCGACUGAAGGAGAGGAAGGAAGAUCAAAGCUGCAGGGCCGAAAAGGCAAAAAUAGGAUUGAUCUAAAGGCUGCAACGGCGCUCAAGAGGAACAAAAAAUACGUAAAUACAACUAAAAGGAUUGGAGCAGUUCCGGGUGUUGAAGUGGGCGACGAAUUUCAAUACAGAGUGGAGCUUGCUGUUGUUGGCAUUCACUUCCCAUUCCAGUCUGGUAUAGAUAGUAUGAAGGUUAAUGAACUUCUACUUGCUACCAGUAUAGUUACUUCCGGUGCUUAUAACGAUGACGUGGAGAAUGCUGAUGUUUUAAGAUACAGUGGGCAAGGUGGAAAUGUCGUUGGUAACAGUAAGUCUAAACAACCUGAGGAUCAGAAGCUCAGAGGGGGGAAUUUGGCUUUAAAGAAUUGUAUUGAUACAAAGACACCAGUGCGUGUUGUUCGCGGUUGGAGAGAAAUGAAAUAUGUUGACCCUCUGGAUUCCAAGCCUAAAUUGGUCACUACUUAUGUUUAUGAUGGCCUAUACACUGUGACAGAUUGCUUUACAGAAAAAGGGCCACAUGGUAAGAAGGUUUUUAUGUUUGAUCUGAGGAGGAACCCUGGUCAGCCUGAUCUUGCUUGGAAAGAAUUGAAGAAGUCGAGUAAGUGCAAGACCCGCCUAGGAGUGUGUGUCGCUGACAUUUCUUAUGGAAAAGAGCGCAUUCCUAUUUGCGCGGUGAACAAUAUAGACAAUGGAAAACCGCCUCCAUUCAACUACAUCUCAAAGAUGAUGUACCCUGAUUGGUACCGUCCGGUCCCCCCAGAAGGUUGCAAUUGUGUCGGGCGAUGUUCUGCCAUGGAAAAAUGUGCAUGUGCAGAUAGAAAUGGGGGCGCAAUCCCAUACAAUCAUAAUGGCGCUCUAGUUGAAACUAAGACUCUAGUAUACGAGUGUGGUCCUCAUUGUAAAUGCCCCCCUUCCUGCUACAAUAGGGCCACACAACGCGGCAUCAAGUUUCAGCUCGAGAUCUUCAAGACAGAGUGGAGAGGCUGGGGUGUGAGGGCCCUGACUUCUAUACCUUCCGGAAGCUUCAUAUGUGAGUACGCAGGAGAACUUCUUGAAGAUAAAGAAGCUGAGGAAAGAAUUGGCUAUGAUGAGUAUCUCUUUGACAUCGGCCAGAAUCUUCAAGAUUCUUCCCCCACCAAUUCUGAUGAUGAUGAAACAGUUGCUGAGGUUAAAGGAGGAGGUUUCACAGUUGAUGCAUUGACAUAUGGGAAUGUUGGGAGGUUCAUUAAUCACAGCUGUGCACCCAACCUCUGGGCGCAAAAUGUGAUUUAUGACAAUAAAGACAAGAGAAUGCCCCAUGUGAUGCUUUUCGCGAUGGAGAACAUUCCGCCUCUCCAGGAGCUCACCUAUUGUUACAACUACUCUCUGGGUCAGAUCCGCGACUCUGCGGGAAACGUCAAGGUGAAGAACUGUUACUGCGGUGCUGCAGGGUGUACCGGCAGGUUAUACUAAGGUGUUUGGGAUUAUGCUGUUCAUGCCUAUAUCUUUCUUCGAUUUCUAUGUUGCUAACAUGUGUUUGUGGCUCCAAGUUCUAAAUGAAUGAAUUGCCUAUACCUAACUGCAGCACAAUUUUUAUGUGCUUGGCUACGCUACCUGACUUGUAGGAUGUACAUUCUCGGAAGAUCGAAGGACUUUGGCAGCAUGAAUUCUCUGUAAGCAUUGUACAUUUUGAUGCAUAGUUAUGGUCUCAAAUACUGAAUCCUCUGUAAACAUUGUACAUUUUGAUGCAUGGCGCAAAUACCUUGCUUAAGGUUUGAUGAUUAGCACCUGUUUUUAAGCAUUUUGCUUGAAGAGUUGAAGCCAUAACUGAAAAUAUGCAUAAAUCUUAGGUUUCUCUCGGUUUUA
Salvia hispanica is the source of this 3675-nucleotide messenger RNA. The record is from RefSeq and is a predicted model, not a curated record. NCBI's taxonomy places the organism in Eukaryota, Viridiplantae, Streptophyta, Magnoliopsida, Lamiales, Lamiaceae.